Aspergillus calidoustus is the source of this 615-nucleotide messenger RNA. The record is from the annotation of a GenBank genome assembly. NCBI's taxonomy places the organism in Eukaryota, Fungi, Ascomycota, Eurotiomycetes, Eurotiales, Aspergillaceae.
AUGAAGCUGCUUACCACCGUCUCACUCUUUGCCUGCGCCUUGAGCGUACCAACCCCAAUUGACCUUGUCUCUCGCUGGAUUCCAGAUGCCAUUACUGCCAAUGAUAUCGUCGAUAAGGCUCCUUGCAGGCCUGUGACAUUCAUCUUUGCCCGUGGUACCGGUGACGUUGGAAACAUGGGUGUUGGCAUUGGCCCCAAGCUCGCGGUGGAGCUUGAAGCAUUGUUGCCAGGAAGAAUCGCCGUUCAAGGCGUAAACUAUCCCGCAUGGGGAUUGGGAAAUCUACUGUUUGGCAACUCGGGCGGUCCAGAAAUGGCUGCACAUGCGACUCAAGCCCUUACCCAAUGCCCCAAAACUAAGAUUCUUCUAGGCGGCUUCUCACAGGGAGGUAUGGUUGUGCACGUUGCGGCGUCCAAACUGGGCCCUGGAAAGGUGGCAGCGGCAGUGACAUUUGGCGAUCCACUCCACGCAGACCUAGUCCCCAAUAUCUCAAACUUCAGGACCUACUGCGCUCAAGGGGAUAUAAUCUGCGGAAGCCAGCCCUUUGUGUUAACUGCACAUGGCUCCUACCCCAAUAAUGCUGCCGAGGCGGCGCAGUUCCUUGUAGGUGGACUAUGA